This is a messenger RNA of Fraxinus pennsylvanica, 732 nucleotides long. The record is from the annotation of a GenBank genome assembly. NCBI's taxonomy places the organism in Eukaryota, Viridiplantae, Streptophyta, Magnoliopsida, Lamiales, Oleaceae.
AUGUCGAAUUUGAUAGGAUUACAAGGGUAUACCAUGCAUGGUGCCUUUCACACUAAUGGAUUUGGUCAUUUACUGUGCAUUAAUGGGUUGGAGAUGGGCUCGGACUUGGCUGGUUACCAAUUCAUGGAAUUUUGGGAUCGUCUUUGCACUGGAUUAGGAGCGAUGAAAGCGAGGUUUAAGGAUAUAUCACAGAAGAAAGGCAUGGAUCUAAGCCUACUUCAUGCUGUGGCCUAUGGUGAUUUGCUUCAUUUCAUGUUAGAGUUAAAAUUUCAAUUACCAAAGGACGGCAAUAACUCGUAUAGUUCCCAGCAUCCAGGACUCAUGUUGUCAGACACAUCUUGUAGAUGGUCCCCUAAGUGCGUUGAAAAGGCGAUCCAAGUAGUGAUUCAAGCUAUAAAGAGAGCCGAAUUAAGGUGGGUUUCUAGGGUUCUUCAUGCGCUACGACGUGCACCUUACAUUGGUGACACAGGUUUAUUGGAUUUUGUUCUCAAGUCAUUAGGAAACCACGUAGUGGGUAAGUAUCUCGUUCCUUGCAGCUUAAAUCCUGUAACAAAAGUUUUGGAAGACUGUUUGGAUGAUAUUUCGCCUGAGUUUCCCAAACAAGAAGAGCUCUUGAUGAUGAAUAAUGAAGCGAAAUUGAAGCCUCAGCAAAGAGUUACUUGGGUUCAACUUUUGAAAUUGAAGGAUAUACUCGUACAAAAAUAUCCUUACAGAGCACAAGGAAAUGACUAA